AGCACGCCGGUGGGUGAAAGGCAGAGGACGCGUGUGAGGAGUCAGCGGCAGCACCAGCGCAUGGAAUUCCCUCUCCUGCCAUCCGAGCCGGUCGGCGCCCCCCAGCCAUGCCGGCAAGGCGAUGCAGCGAGUCGGCCCUGAUGUGAUGCAGCGGUAGGAGAUGCACUCUGGCUGCCGGCGCCGCGCUGCAAACCGCCGUCGCUACUUUCCCCUCCACAGGAUGUGAGAACGGCCAGACCGGUCGUCCGGUGCCGGGUCGUUGGUUUCUCCGUGCUUCCCAUGUCGGCAGUCGGGAUUUUCCUCGGUGUGAGAGCCAGCGAUCCUUUCAUGCUGCCCGAGCCUUUGUAGGAUGAAAGCCCUCCGCUGAAUUUGCAUGGGACCCCGGGGAGACUGUUUGGGGCACGUUACGGACUGCUUCUGGAUCAGCGCCCCCGUGCUUUAUUCCGAAAGGGGACACGUUCGGCGUUCGAGCACCAGAAAAAGUUCACAGAAUCAUUUUUGAAACAAGGUGAAACAGCAGGAUGGUAGCCGAGGUGGCCUGGGCCAAUGAGGACACACCGAAGCGAUGGAGGAGACAACCCCCGACCCGGCCUUCGUCGACGUGGACCAGGGGCUGGCCCUGGCAUGCAUCGUCUUCCUCUGCCUCCUGCUGGUGGCCAUGAUCAUCCGCUGCGCCAAGGUUAUCAUGGAUCCAUACAGCGCCAUCCCCACCUCCACCUGGGAGGAACAGCACCUGGAUGACUAGCGGUGGGAGAAUGGGUGUGGAGGAGGCCCCCCGGGACAUGUCGGUGAACCGGCAGGAACUGGGCAAAGACGCAACAGAGAUUCCCAUAGGCCUCGCCUGAUGGAGAGAAAAGGCCAGCAGUCUGGCUUGAUCUGGUGGCAGGGGGGGGGGCAUUUUUACCCUGCAUUCGAAGGACCCUGACCCCAUUAAAAGAACCCCCCCUCCCCCAAAAGAGAGGGCCAACGAAGAGCCUCAUGAUGGACGUGUUAAACAGAUCCCGUGUCAAAUGGGGGAACGUCUCCCCAUUUCCCAUUCUGGAUCAAUCCAGAUCGGGGGGAGUGGUUAUGUUUCAUCCAGUCAAAAAUGUUGCCUGCAUAUUGGAAUUAAAGAAGCGCGUCUCUGUAAACACAAACAUCAUCCAUCUUGCCAAAGCAUCUCACUCAUAUGCUUCUCAUACUGUCCAGGUUAAUAAGCUGAUAUUUUUGGCAUGUCCGUCAGUCGGACGAAAGGUAACACUCGUAAAACUCCUGUAUUUACACUCGCUGGCUUAACUGCUAGCUCUGUGGAUAAACCUAGACAGCGCAAGUUGACUUUGGGAAAUUUAUUUGAGGCUUUUGAAAUGUUUGGUCGUAAGCGGGGGGCCCACAGUUGACUGCCAAAAACCAUGGGAUUCAUUACUCACUUUCCUGGAAGCGUUUAAUUCAUAUGCGUGAUGAUUUGAGCUAUAAUGAAACUCACUACAAAUAUCUCAGAGUCUCUGUAGCUGUUCUGCUCCAGCCAUUUACAGGUGACUUUCUGAGAGUAUGAGUCCAUCUAUAAAAUCACGUAUAAGACCACCUUACUGAAUCCAGAGCGAAAAUGGACAUUCUGUUCCAGCACUGAAAACCAAAGCGGUCAUGAAGGAGGUUGAAGGAGUAACAUGGUAUAAAUCAAACUGUCUCUCCCCUGCUUAAGGGGUCUGACCAAGCAACCAUGUCAGCUGGUCUAAGUACCUUCUGGUACCGCUGAGUUAUGUCUCUGAGAAGCGUUUCAAACCGCUCACGAGAUCACAUCCUCAUCUGCAUGCCACAAAGAGCCUUAGCCAAACCAACAGAACCAUCUUAAAACCUCAGUACACCGCGAGGGACAGAACCGUAGAGCGCCAUGUGAACACUGACAAGCAAAACUCACCUUGUAAUGGGUGUAUCAUUUAGCAGACAAAAAAACUGACCAUU
Molecule: messenger RNA, 1938 nt
Organism: Brienomyrus brachyistius
Lineage: Eukaryota; Metazoa; Chordata; Actinopteri; Osteoglossiformes; Mormyridae
Product: cortexin domain-containing 1
Exons: 3
Coding region: 566-745 (59 amino acids)
Source: RefSeq, a predicted model, not a curated record